GCGCCCAGGCUGACUACAAUUAAUUCAGUAGUUAGGCAAAGAUCUCCAGAGACACUGCUUUUCCAGAGUUGAUGAAAAUGGAUUUGGAGAAACAACAAGUCUUGUUUGUUCCUUCACUGAUAGGAAGGUUAUAUGAUGUGUUCAAGUCUUCUUUGCCACCAAAUGGUCUUUACAGAAGCCAUGUCAACUCUGAGUGACUAAUGUAGAAUAAGAAGGGUUUCAUGAAUUGUGCUGUUCACUGAAAAACAGACUUAGGACAAUCUGUAAUGUUAAACUUGAAGUUAACAGAAACCAAACAAAAAGCAGUAGCAGAGACAGUGUUCUUGAGAGAGUGUGUUGAAAGAAGAUAGAUACUUCAUCCUCUUCAUCGUAAAAGUUUAUAUUCAGAGCAUAACCUCAGUUUGGCAGCAGUACAGGUCAGUGUCUGCCACAGCCUCAGGGAGCUGGAACACCCAGGUCCCAGCUAAACAUCUUCACCACUGAUUUGUAGGUGCUCCUGCUCCAUGGUACACAUUGGGUUUGAGAAUUUAACCAGAAGAUCUUUUCCAUCAAAAGAUUUCCCCACUUCUGAAACACUGCCAAAUCAGCACUUAAACACGCUCUACAAUACAUGCUGCCAACUCAUGACACUCACAGUUGCAGUGCUCAUUGUGUUUUGACUUCCUUUUAUCGGCGCAGGUUUCUGCCAGUGAAUCAGUCUACCAGGGGAGACAGACCAGGCACCGCGGCAGAAGACACAAGCAAGGCAGGCAAAGUAAAGAGUGAAAUUAUCAGAUAUCAUGGAUAUCCCAGUGAGGAGUAUCAAGUUACCACUGAGGAUGGAUACAUUCUUGGUGUUUUCAGAAUUCCAGCUGGAAGGAACAACAAAAAUACAGGUCAAAAGCCUGUAGUCUUCCUACUGCAUGCUUUUCUAGGAGAUGCCACCCACUGGAUUUCUAACCUGCCCAACAACAGCCUGGGCUUCCUCCUUGCAGAUGCUGGCUUUGAUGUCUGGAUGGGAAACAGCCGAGGGAACACUUGGUCUUUAAAACACAAGACCCUUAAGCCCUGCCAGAAAGAGUUCUGGAGAUUCAGCUUUGAUGAAAUGGGUAAAUACGAUAUUCCCGCAGAGCUGUACUUCAUCAUGAAUAAAACUGGACAGAAGGAUGUAUACUAUAUCGGCCACUCUGAAGGCUCAACAGCAGGCUUCAUAGCUUUUUCUACGUAUCCUGAGCUGGCUAAACGGGUGAAAAUGUUCUGUGGUCUGGGCCCAGUAGUCACAGCUUCAUAUGCUACAAGCCCUCUGAUUAAGAUCACAGAUGUUCCUGCACCACUGCUCAGGUUAGCAUUUGGCUGCAAAGGAGCCUUCCACCAGAUUGAAUUUCUGAAAGGACCUGCGACACAGUUCUGUACAAGCCUGGAUAAGUUUUGUGGUCAUAUACUCAGUUACAUAGCUGGAGGCACCAUAAAAAAUCUGAACACAAGCCGAAUAGACACAUACGUAGGACAUUCCCCUGCUGGAACAUCAGUACAGAACAUUAUUCACUGGCGUCAGGUAAUAAAGGCAGGCCAACUCCAGGCUUUUGACUAUGGCUCUAAGGAAAACACGAAAAAAUAUAACCAGUCUUCUCCUCCUGUGUACGAGAUAGAGAAGAUAAGCAUGCCAAUUGCUGUUUGGAGUGGUGGACUUGACAAAUUUGCAGAUCCAAAAGACAUGGCAAAGCUGCUUCCUCGGAUUUCUAAUCUCAUUUACCAUGAGCAUUUUCCCCACUGGGGACAUCUUGAUUUCAUCUGGGGCCUUGAUGCAACUGAGAAAAUGUAUCACAAAAUCAUUGAACUACUGACAAAAUAUUUUUGAAACCAUGUUUUGAGAACCAGAGUGUUCAUUUCCUCUGUAAAAAAACCCUCAAAAUUUCAAUUUGGCAAUAAGAGUGAUACCCAGGGAAGAAAUAAACUCACAGAUACAUAUAAUGGAUGCUGGUAUAGGUAUUUAUCUGCACUUGUUUGGUUUUUUUCUCGCUUUCUUCAUAGUUUCAGGUUUUCCAUGGUGACUGGUUUUACUGUGACUGCUGUCUUCCUGUGAAAUUUGAGGCAUAUAGAAAUGAAAGCUGAAAACAUGAAUAUAUUUGAGCACACAUUGCAGGAACCACUCAAUCUGAACAGCUUUUAUUUCUACAAGAUUGAUUUUCCUAAGACUAAACUCUACUGUUCUCAUGCCUAACUUACAGAACCCACAGAGAUAUUCCUGUGCCCAAUUUGUGUCUUCCUAUGAAGACAGAAAGUGGGAUCUGUUUAUUUCUCUGUUGAAGUACAACUGACCUUUUUUAAAAGUUAAAUGAUUUAUACACUUGACAGAGAAUAUGGUUUUAUUUUUUUUUCCUUUUCUUUCCUCUCAUUUACCUACACUUACAACAAAUUCAAGAGAUCUUCAGACACAAGAAACUAAGCAGUCAAUAGAUGACUUCCAAACAUGAAGGCAACUAACCUCAGAAAAACUCUUGUUUUCUUGCUCUCCAGGUCUAUACAUCACUCAAAGGUUUGUUCACACACUCUAAACAUCCCAACAUCUAAGGCCAUGGAUGGCAGCUAAGGAAUGAGGAGGUAUAGACCUGUCAGGCAAGCUGCACUCCAAGCAAUAGAGUUUCCACCCCAGGAGUUAUUCUUGACACUGAAGUUGUUGUAAACACUCUGAGCUAUCAGCUUUGACUUUAACAUAACUCUGUUUUGAGCAUUCUUUCUUCAAGCAAUUUCUACAGCAUAGAAAAACAGACAGCUAUUUUCCCUUUCAAGCCAUUAGCCCAAAUCUUUAUUAUCCAGUCUACUUACCUACAAGUUGAUCUAGUAGGUAAGAGUGUCUGUGCCCAGGUUACACCCAAAGAGUUCACUCUAACAGGCUUAGACAAGCUAGUUUUGUUUCUCAAGGUGUUUCUGAGUGGGUUCUCAAGCUCAUAUUGCCUAACCAAGAUAAUAUGUAGCUGAAAUCAGCAUCCAAUAGCAUAGUUACACUGAGAAAUAUAUCUGUGUUCUGCAACACAGGAGAAAAACACUAUCUUGUCCAUGCAUCUACUCUAAUAGCCAUUCGCAGAGCUGACCAUGUCAUCUGUCUUCUGAAGUUAUAACAGCCUUUAGGAAAUGGCCAAAAUUGUCCACAAGAAUAAAAAUCCUUUAGACCAGGAAAGCAAAAAAGGAGAUUCCCCUUUAUAGUUGCAUUAUUAAAUCACAAAGACCCAGGCCAUAUACACUGCUUACCACUGCAGAUUUUCUUCUGCCUUCACCUAUGCAAGAGAAGACUCGUUAAUUUGUUAUUAUUUUGGUAUAUGCAUCCACUGCUCCAUGCAUCACACAGAAAAGCAUGCUAUCCUCUCCAGUCCUAUGGGAAGGAUACAUCUGAUUCCUGUCAACACCAUUUCAUUUAUUAUUUUUUUCUUUAGUACAUGGUUUAUAUUAGAAAGCCAAGAGAUUUGUUUCUCUACUGUAUAAACCAUAUUUUCAUUAUUAUUUCUUAAGGCAUUAAAGCUACCCAGGAAUUUA
This is a messenger RNA of Colius striatus (speckled mousebird), 3510 nucleotides long. Its product is annotated as lysosomal acid lipase/cholesteryl ester hydrolase. The transcript is spliced from 9 exons. Lineage: Eukaryota; Metazoa; Chordata; Aves; Coliiformes; Coliidae. The record is from RefSeq and is a predicted model, not a curated record. Bases 611 to 1837 code for a protein of 408 amino acids. Gene Ontology annotation, molecular function: hydrolase activity, acting on ester bonds. Gene Ontology annotation, biological process: lipid metabolic process.